Molecule: messenger RNA, 3570 nt
Organism: Prinia subflava (tawny-flanked prinia)
Lineage: Eukaryota; Metazoa; Chordata; Aves; Passeriformes; Cisticolidae
Gene: NAT9
Product: N-acetyltransferase 9 (putative)
Exons: 6
Coding region: 263-886 (207 amino acids)
Molecular function (GO): N-acetyltransferase activity
Source: RefSeq, a predicted model, not a curated record
UCUGUGCGCAUGCGCGGAAGGGGGCGGGGCAGGCACACGUGACCCCCGGUGUGGCGACCCCUCGGUCCCGGUGCCCCGGAGCCCCCCCAGCCCCGGCGAUGUUGGAGCGGGGAUUCGGGCGCGUUAUUGCGGGGUUAUUGGUGCAGCCUGGGAGAUCCGGGCAGUGAGAGCCGCCGAAAGGCGCCAGGCCACACCGCCCUGUCCCUUGGCCUCGGCGGGGGCACGGAGCGGGGCGUUGGGUCUCCCCCUCAGUGCAGAGGCCAUGAAGAUCAACCAGGACACGGUGCUGCGGGGAAAGAAGGUGACGCUGGUGCCCUACACCGCUGCACACGUGCCCCGGUACCACGAGUGGAUGCAGUCGCAGGAGCUACAGCGCCUGACAGCCUCGGAGCCCCUCAGCCUGGAGCAGGAGCACGAAAUGCAGCGCAGCUGGCGGGAGGACGCCGACAAGUGCACCUUCAUCGUGCUGGACUCGGGGCGCUGGCCUGGGCAGGCAGAGGAGGACUCCAUGGUGGGGGAUGUGAAUCUCUUCCUCACCAACGCCGAGGACCCCACUGUGGGCGAGAUUGAAAUCAUGAUUGCAGAGCCCAGCUGCCGUGGCAGAGGGUUUGGCAAGGAGGCAACUCUGCUGAUGAUGGCCUAUGGAGUGAGAAAACUUGGGAUCACCAAGUUUGAGGCGAAGAUUGGUCAGGAAAAUGAAGCCAGUAUCUGCAUGUUCAAAAAGCUUCACUUUGAGGAGGUUGCUGUGAACAGCGUUUUCCAGGAGGUGACGCUGAGGCUGGAUGUCACUGACCAGGAGAGACAGUGGCUGCUGGAGCAGACAAACCACAUGGAGGAGAAUAGCUACGCUGAGCUGAAGCAGCCAGCUGGGGUGCUGCACUCCUGACAGACAUCUCCAGACACUGCCUGGGCUUCCACGGAGAAGCUGAAGGUUGUUGCAAGGUCUGGGUGUGGAAGACACCAGUGAGGCAACACUGGAACUGUUUUCAUCUGUCUCCUUCAGCUGCUUUGUCAUCUUGUCAGCUUUGCACUUUGCUCUGCCCACCAGGAUUACUGCCUGAAAUCUGGACCUGGGGAACAGCCACUAACUCACAGGUUUGGUUAGGAAUGACUAACUUUGAUGUGCUGUUCCAACAGAGCCUGAAAUCACCAGCAGUUUGUUCCUGGACAAGCAGAAACUUCUCCCACUGCUCUUAAAUCAGGAUUCAUCAGCGAGGAGGUUUCAUAUACUGGCAGCUCAGUGGUUUUUACUCUUCAAUAAAAAAAAAAAAAUCACAAAGAUCUGAGGUGCCUGAGCACUACUUGGGGCUCAGCAGCUCUUUUUGGCAGCUCAAAGAGUGGUUUAGAAGUUGUCAAGGACAGCAGAAACUCUUUAAACCCAGUGUCCUGGGGUCUGGUAGGUUGCAGGGGGGCACUGCUGGGCCCUGGCAGGGAGAAGCCCAGAUGUGGGUGAGCACAAAAAAGGGCAAGUUAAUGUGAUGGAAAUUGUUGAUAUUGGCUGAUCCAGACUAGAGCUGAGCCCCACCACAAUGAGGGGGCUGAGAGUUGCAAGAGGCUUCUGAGACAAACCCCCUUCAGCUUCAGUGCUGUGCUCCAGAUCUGGAAACCUCAGGGCAGCAGGGAUGUUGCACUUCAUUUUCCAUGGCUGCUUUGAUGAAAGCAAGGAGGAGAACACACUGAAAGGAGACAGCUCCCUUCUUCCACCAACUCAGGACUUGCGCUGCUGAGCCUGGAGGCUCCAUUUGCUGCUCCCCACUAGGAUAAAGAUGAAUUGGGGGAAAUACCUCUUACUGGGGGGCAGGUAUAUUUAGGGCAGGAGUUAUGCAGCCUCUGCUGCUCUAGAUCUGAGAUCCAUGGAUGAAUAAGAGGCACUUGCCUGACUCCCACUGGACAAACUUCCCUGUGCAGUCACUCAGCCUGGCCUCUCCUGCCCUACACACGCUGUCCACAGCAGGGAAGUUGCUAAGAGGAGAGGACAGAAGGUAAGAAGGAUAACUCAUGCUCCUCUGUAUUUUCCUACUACAAUAGCAGCUGUAAUGGCUAAUCCUAGACCACAAACUACCUGUUUCAGUAAUGGAGGAUCAGGUAAUAACUUUCCUGUUUGCCCAGGGAUGUUUUGGAGAUUGGCAGGCUGUGGAAUUUUUAGUGUUACUGUGCCUGUAUUUUUAGGGCCUAGGGGCUUUAGUUUUCCAAUUUUAGCUAAUUUAAAUACACGGUUCCUGUGACUAAUAUUAAAGCCAAGUGUGGGAACAGUGUAUCACAGCAUUUUAAACAAGUAUUUAGUGUGGAUUUAGUUGUAGUGAAAGCUUUGUGUGGUAAUAAAGUGAAGAGCAGCUCUGUUUCCCACUGGGAUUACCAUGACAAGGGCUACUAAUCCUCCUCCUCCUCCUCGUCACCUGCUGCAGGCAGAAAUGGAUUCUGUCCUCCAGAAGAAGAUUUGCAGAACCUGCUGGGUGAACUGCUGGCUCUGCUGCUCCUUCUUUGGAGCGUCUCAGCCCUCUGCCAGAGCAGCAAGGCCAAACCGGCAGGAGAGAUGUAAGCUGGGCUGGGAUUUGCUCCCCUAAAACCCAACCAAGGUGGGAAAAAGACUUUAUUUUAACCUCUGCCGCCGGGGGAAGGGGCAGGGUGCUCUGCUGCAGCUCCCUGUGCCCAGCUGGUUGCUCUGGAGCCACUGAGGGCCCUGCUUGGCAUCCCCGGUCCCCAGCAACGGCGGCGCUGCCCCGGCUCCACAGGCGGCUGGGAACAGCCUUUCCCUGGCAACCCCAAACAAAGUUGGGUCUGUCCCUGAGCUCAGCCCACCCCAAAGGCUGGGGGAGAGUCCCAGCAGGGCUCAGACAGGGUUCCCACAGGGAACCAGUGCCCAGCUGCUCUGACCAGGCCGAGAGGCAAAAGAUUCUGCUGGGACCCACUGGGUGCCCGCACUCCUGCAGCAUCCAUCCCAGGUAGGGGUGUCCUGCUUCCCCAAUGGGAUGAGGAUGAGAAAACAGGGGAUAAGAGCUCACCUUCCCUCAAAGGACAUGUAUUUGGAGGAUGAGAGAGGUUGGAAUGGGCUCCCCCAGCUUCCAGGAGGAAGUGACAGCCUGCACAUCCCCUAGAAAUCUGGUGACACUUUGUCACGUGGAUCAUUUAAGGUGCAAAGAUCUGUGACCGUGUGUGCUUAGGGGGAAGAGCUUCUUCGCAGAUUUGGAGCACAACACAAGAGUGUGCAGAAGGGGAGGAAGUGAAGAUAACAGGCCAGGCACAGCCCUGCCUUGUCCCACUGUGCCACCAGUCUGUCUGCAGUGAGGCACCCAGGGCUACAUCCAUUCAUUCAGAGGCACAAACAGCCCUCUCCCUUUCCUCACCAAUCCCCCCUGCCUCCCCUCAACCCAGGCUCAUCCCAAAAACCCCCAUAGGGGCUGGGGGCACAUUUGGGCUGCCCCCAACAGUGCUGCUGCCCUCCAGCCUGGCUGACAGACCCAGAUUAGAGCUUUGCAUCAUCACCCCCUCCCACCCCUCCCUUGAACUCCCCAGGGGAUUAAAGCUCAUUAAUCACCCCUAGGCAUUAACCCCCACUGGGAGCAGCCGGUG